GACAUAAGGAAGUAUCCCUUCAACCAUUUUCUUUUCAACUUCACCGGUUAAAAACGGUGUACAUGUGCUUUGUUAACAAAUUUUAGAUAAGGUAUUAAAUUAAUAAUAAAACUAGAACGUUGAUUCAUAACCAAUAGAAGUUCUAAAAUACAUCCAAAAUGAAUACUGAAAAGUUGAAAAAACUACAAUCACAAGUACGUAUUGGUGGAAAGGGUACUCCAAGGCGUAAGAAGAAGGUGGUACAUUCUACACAAGCUACUGACGAUAAGAAAUUACAGUCGUCGCUCAAAAAGCUUUCAGUAAAUACAAUUCCAGGCAUCGAAGAAGUGAAUAUGAUUAAAGAAGAUGGUACAGUGAUACAUUUUAAUAAUCCCAAGACGCAAGCUUCAUUAGCUGCAAAUACUUUCGCUAUUACUGGACAUGGGGAAAAUAAACAGAUCACAGAUAUGCUACCUGGUAUAUUGAGUCAGUUGGGGCCAGAAGGCAUCACUCAACUCAAGAGACUAGCGAAUACAGUUGCUAAUGCGGGUGGUGUUGGUAAAAUAGUUCCUGAAGAUGAGGAAGAUGUGCCAGAUUUAGUAGAAAAUUUUGACGAAGCAUCAAAAGCAGAAGUGACGAAGAAAGAAGGAGAAGAAAAACCCAAAGAAAACUAAAAAUUGAUCGAGAAGUGUGUUUAUUUGUUAGUAAAGAAACCGUUUCGGCAUUGUUUUCUUGGUCUCGAUUUUUAGUUUUUACAUUGCAGAGAUAAAGCAUGUUUUUUGAUAUUUAUGUGUUGAAUCAUUGAAACUAACCCAACAAUUUUUGUUGACAUUUGGGCAUAUGUAUAGAAUAUUUCAUAGGAAAUACAUAAAUAUUCUAAUA
Messenger RNA from Diorhabda sublineata, 861 nucleotides. RefSeq names its product transcription factor BTF3 homolog 4. Bases 159 to 653 code for a protein of 164 amino acids. The record is from RefSeq and is a predicted model, not a curated record. Gene Ontology annotation, cellular component: cytosol; nascent polypeptide-associated complex. NCBI's taxonomy places the organism in Eukaryota, Metazoa, Arthropoda, Insecta, Coleoptera, Chrysomelidae. The transcript is spliced from 2 exons.